Messenger RNA from Camelina sativa (false flax), 741 nucleotides. Its product is annotated as disease resistance protein RML1B. Gene Ontology annotation, biological process: defense response. Lineage: Eukaryota; Viridiplantae; Streptophyta; Magnoliopsida; Brassicales; Brassicaceae. The record is from RefSeq and is a predicted model, not a curated record. Gene Ontology annotation, molecular function: ADP binding.
AUGGCUGUUGAUGGCCUUGAAUCCAAGAAGUCUCUGCAACAGCACCUUCUGUCUAAGAUUUUGAACCAAGAGGAUAUGAAGAUACAAAAAUUAGACGCAAUAAAAGACCGGCUACACGAUCAAGAAGUGCUCAUCAUUCUUGACGAUGUAGAUGAUCUUGCGCAAUUAGAGGUAUUGGCUGGAGAGCUUUCUUGGUUCGGUGACGGAAGUCGGAUCAUCAUUACCACAGAAGAUAAGAAGAUUUUGAAGGCACACAAGAUUCAUGUUUUCCAUCCAAGGAAGAAGCUCUUGAGAUCUUAUUGUCUCUCUGCUUUCGAACAAAGCUCUGUACCAGAUGGUUUUGAAGAGGUUGCCCAUAAAGUAGCAAAGCUUUGCGGUAAUCUUCCAUUAGGCCUUUGUGUCGUGGGUUCAUCUUUGCGUGAGGAGAGCAAGGAAGACUGGGAACUUCAACUAUCAAGGAUCGAAGCUAGUCUUGAUGGAAAAAUUGAGAACGUGUUAAAAGUGGGAUAUGACAGAUUAACGAAGAACAAUCAAUCUCUAUUCCUUCACAUUGCAUGCUUCUUCAACAAUGAAGACGUUGGUUAUGUGGAAUCUAUGCUUUCUGACAGUAAGUUGGAUGUUGGAAAUGGGUUAAAGACUCUAGCAGAUAGAUCUCUCGUGCGUAUUACUUAUGGGCGGAUAAAGAUGCACCACCAUCUACUACAGCAAUUGGGUAGACAGAUGUUAAUUGGGUUUGACUAA